UAAUCGCCACAUGCGGAAAAAAGAAUCGAAGCAUUUGCGUCUGCGCACAACAGCAUAACCUGCAUGAAGGGUGUGUGAUACAGUUCAGGUCCGUUUGAGUGAUCAUGUGGCCUAACCAAGGACCUCCAAUGGGCUAUCCCACUGCACCAGCAGCCCCCAACCCAGCUUUCCCUCCUGGACACAACCCAGCCUAUCCUCCUGGGCAGAACCCACCCUUUCCCCCCGGCCAUAAUCCUCUUUACCCCCCUGGUAUGAAUCCAGCGGUUCCACCUGGUGUCAUGCCUUGCCCAGUGCCAGGACAGCAACCUUACCCCAUGGGUCCUGGUGCCCCUGGUUUCCCUGGAACCAAUAUGUCUGGAGGUUUUCAUCCCGCCCAGUAUCCUCAGCCAGGGGGUUAUCACCCUAUGGUUGCUGGAAUGGCAGGUGCUGGGACUGUGGUGGCUGGGCAUAAAAUGAAUAAGAAGAUGAAGAAGAAGUUGAAGAAAGCCCACAAACACCAUAAACAUGGAAAGCAUUCAUCUAGCAGCAGCAGCAGCAGUGAUUCCGACUAAUGUAACUGACAAGAAAAGAACAUGUAAAGAAACACAAGUGCAACUGCCUGUCAUUGUGUUCUUUGGAAGUUAACAUACGAUGCAUGAGAAAUUAAUGUAAAGGAAAUUAAUUUCCAGAUCAUGUUAUGCAGGGAUGAUAUAUCCAGAUAUUUUCCUUGGCAUUAAAUAUAUUUAUAUCAUUUUCUGUCUUCUGCCUUGUAACAUAAAUACACAGUAUGGUUCCACUAGAUGUUUUGGUUACCUAUUAUUUCACUUUUAUGCUAUUGUUUAUGAUGUUCUGGCCAAUAUGACCU
Messenger RNA from Scleropages formosus (Asian bonytongue), 844 nucleotides. It is a transcript of the gene prr13, whose product is annotated as proline rich 13. The record is from RefSeq and is a predicted model, not a curated record. The transcript is spliced from 4 exons. Bases 105 to 551 code for a protein of 148 amino acids. NCBI's taxonomy places the organism in Eukaryota, Metazoa, Chordata, Actinopteri, Osteoglossiformes, Osteoglossidae.